Messenger RNA from Camellia sinensis, 2383 nucleotides. Its product is annotated as pentatricopeptide repeat-containing protein At4g18520, chloroplastic. Gene Ontology annotation, biological process: RNA modification. Lineage: Eukaryota; Viridiplantae; Streptophyta; Magnoliopsida; Ericales; Theaceae. Gene Ontology annotation, molecular function: RNA binding; protein binding. The record is from RefSeq and is a predicted model, not a curated record.
UUGCCGUUGAUACGAUUUGGCGCGGCGAAGAACAUACCAAACUGAAUUUCCAACUCACAAACUCAGCGACUGAGUGAAAUGCUCUCACCAACAUUCAUAUUACCCCAAAUUACUCUCUUUCACCCACCUUCCCUUCCCUAUAUUCAACCACCCAAAUCACCAAACCACUCAGAAAACUUCAAAACUACAGUUCCAAAGAGUUCUCACCAUGAUUACCCCCAAAAUCUUCCUUCUUUUUCUUCCAAAAAUCCACCAUUAACAAACCAUUUGCCCAAUGUUUCAAGCUCCCAAGAAGACCCACAACCCAAUUUCCCUAAUGAUUCGUUGAUCAAUCAAUUGGGUGAUUCUGAUGUGCUUGCUUCCCAGCUUCAGUUGUGUGAUAGAGUAAAAGAAGUUAGGAAGUUACAUACAAUUGUUAUAAAGUGUUUGAUGAGCUCGGUCGUAUUUGUGGAUAACAAUUUGAUUAGUGCUUAUGCGAGAAUUGGGGAUUUAGUUGCUGCGCGUAAGGUGUUUGAUAAAAUGUCGGAACGAAAUGUUGUUUCUUGGACUGCUAUUCUUAAUGGGUAUUUAAGGUUUGGGCUUGAUGAUGAAGCCUUCGUGUUUUUCAGGGAAAAUAUUGGAAGAGGAGUUCAGGCGAUGAACUUUAAGACUUUUGUGUGUGUAUUAAAUUUAUGCAGUAGGAGAUUAGAUUAUGAGCUUGGGAAACAAAUUCAUGCUUGUAUAAUAAAAGGAAAUUGGAGUAAUUUAAUUGUAGACAGUGCAAUUGUCUACUUUUAUGCACAAUGUGGUGAUCUAUCAGGUGCAUUUCGUGCGUUUGAUCGGAUGCCAAAUCACGAUGUAGUUAGUUGGACAACAAUGAUCACUGCUUGCUCACGGCAUGGGUGGACAGAGGAGGCCUUUCUGUUAUUCUCACGAAUGCAAUUUGAAGGAUUUUCCCCAAAUGAGUUUACAGUUUGUAGUGUUCUGAAGGCUUGUGGAGAUGAGGCGGCAUUGAAGUUUGGGAGACAAUUACAUGGGGCCGUAGUUAAGAAGAUAUUCAAAAAUGAUGUGUUUAUAGGGACUUCUUUAGUCGAUAUGUAUUCGAAAUGCAAGGAGAUUGUGGACUCUAGGAAAGUGUUUGAUGGAAUGAGGAAGAGAAACACAGUCACUUGGACUUCCAUUAUAGCAGGGUAUGCUCGGAAUGGACUUAGUGAGGAGGCCAUAAGUCUAUUUCGGAUAAUGAGAAGACGUAAAAUACUUGCUAACAACUUGACCAUGGUGAGCAUCCUCAGGGCAUGUGGCUCGGUUGGAGGUUUGGCGUUGGGAAAGGAAGUUCAUGCUCAAUUAGUCAAGAAUUCAACUCAAAGCAAUAUUUACAUAGGAAGCACUCUUGUGUGGCUCUAUUGCAAAUGUAGGGAGUACUCUGUUGCAUCCACGAUCCUCCAAGAAAUGCCUUUAAAAGAUGUAGUCUCGUGGACUGCCAUGAUUUCUGGUUGUGCAGGUCUUGCCCACGAAUCCGAGGCUCUUGAAUUCUUGAAAGAAAUGUUAGGGGAAGGUGUUGAGCCAAACCCUUUUACCUAUUCAUCUGCUUUGAAAGCUUGUGCCAAACUAGAAAAUAUUCAUCAAGGGAGAUUGAUCCACUCCUCUGUGAACAAGACCCCAGCCUUCUCUAAUGUGUAUGUGGGCAGCGCUUUAAUUUUUAUGUAUGCAAAAUGUGGGUAUGUUUCGGAGGCAAUUCAAGUUUUUGAUAGCAUGCCAGAACGGAAUUUGGUUUCUUGGAAAGCUAUGAUUAUGGGUUAUGCAAAGAAUGGGUUAUGCCGAGAGGCUUUGAAGCUCAUGUAUCGAAUGCAAGCAGAGGGAGUUGAGGUGGAUGAUUACAUACUUACAACGGUUCUUACUGCUUGUGGAGAUGUUGAUUGGAAUGUGGAGCCUGCACCUAAGCAUUGCUUGCAGUUGACUUGAUCUUUCAUGAUAACAGAAUUCCAGUUUUUGAUUUGGAAUUCUGAAUGGAAUUGUAGAUGGCUGGUCUGAUCAAGAUCUAUUGACUAAAUUGUGGAAUAUAGAUUGAAUGUUGGAUUAAAAACAUAUAACAGUGAAUCAGUAUGAGAAGCUGUCUCCAUAUGCGAAGCCCUCCUUCCUAGGGAGAGGAAGACAGAAAGGGAAAAAAGGUUCAGUUCAGUUCUCAUUCAUUGGCGGGGGGAUUUGUCCUACACCGCUUCUUGAGAAUCUUGUGACAUUACCAAAUCACUUGUUGUACAGUGAUGUUUCAUGUAUCAUUGAUGUAAUGUGAAUUCAUUACAUUAGAAAUUUGUCCAUAAUUGAGUAUUGCACCCUAAGGGAAACAGAUUAUAGGUUGAUUGAUUUCAAUCUUGUGUAUAGAAAUUAUCUUCUUAAUUUUUUCCUU